Molecule: messenger RNA, 3157 nt
Organism: Myxozyma melibiosi
Lineage: Eukaryota; Fungi; Ascomycota; Lipomycetes; Lipomycetales; Lipomycetaceae
Product: Cse1-domain-containing protein
Exons: 5
Coding region: 96-3017 (973 amino acids)
Biological process (GO): protein export from nucleus; protein import into nucleus
Cellular component (GO): nuclear envelope; cytosol
Molecular function (GO): small GTPase binding; nuclear export signal receptor activity
Source: RefSeq, a predicted model, not a curated record
GACCUCGUCUGCUGCUUCUUUAUCAGAGAACCUUAGGGGAUAUUUAUCGCGGGUUAUUGUUGUAUUUGCAUAUUAUCUAGAAGGACACACGAUCUAUGGCUUUGAAUCAGGAAUUGCAGCAGCUCUCCGGCUUGCUCGAGGCUUCCCUCAGUCCGGCGACUGCUAAGCAAGCCGAGCAAUCUCUUCGUUCCGUGGAGACUCAGCAGGGAUUUUCGAUUUCGCUUCUCAAACUCGUGGCAUCGGAUCAAUUCCCGGCUUCAGUCAGACUUGCAGGCUCGCUCUACUUCAAGAACUUCAUCCGACGGAAAUGGACUGACGAGGAAGGAAAUUAUCUGAUACCCAUCGCCGAUGUCGAGGCGGUCAAAACCGAAAUUGUGGGCCUUAUGAUUUCUCUACAGGGCCCAACUCAGAUCCAGCUCGGCGAGGCCAUCAGCAUAAUGGCAGACAGUGAUUUCCCCGACCGAUGGACUACAUUGAUUGAUGACCUUGUCUCUCGACUGACACCAACUGAUGUAUACACCAACAAUGGCGUUUUGCGAGUGGCUCACUCAAUUUUCAAGCGCUGGCGUCCCUUGUUCUCUUCCAACGAGCUUCUUCUAGAAAUCAAGCAUGUGCUGGAAAAGUUCUGCGUUCCCUUCAUGAGCCUCUUCCAGCAGACCGAUGUUCUGAUUACGCAAAACGAAGGAAAUAAGGAAGCCCUGAUUCCACUGUUUCAAAGUCUCCAGCUUAUCCUCAAGAUCUACUUUGAUCUCAAUUGCCAGGAUAUUCCGGAGUUCUUUGAGGAUAACAAGGAUGUCCUGAUGGCUCUAGUGCUCAAGUAUCUACAGUACAACAACCCUCUGCUCGUUACCGAUGAUGAGGACGAAACCGGACCUCUCGAAGAGGCCAAGUCGAUCAUUUGCGAGCUGUUGCAGCUGUACACCCAGCGCUACGAUGACGUCUUUGGAGAAAUGCUUCCACCCUUCGUCGAAACUACUUGGAAUCUCCUGACUACCAUCGGCCUCGAGCCGAAAUACGAUGUUCUAGUGAGCAAAGCAUUGGGUUUCCUUACGACAGUUACAAAGAAUCAGGACCGUGCCCAAGUGUUUGGAUCACAGCAGAUUCUUCAACAGGUGGUUGAGAAAAUCGUUUUGCCAAACAUGUCGUUGAGACAAAGCGACGAGGAAAUGUUUGAGGAUGACCCGAUCGAGUAUACCCGACGCGAUUUGGAGGGUUCCGACAGCGACACUCGUCGGCGUGCGGCUACGGAUUUCCUGCGCGAGCUGAAGGAGCGAUUCGAGGGACUUGUUACCGAAGUCGUCAUGUCUUAUGUUCAGCACUAUCUGCAGACUUACAACUCAGACAAGUCUGAAUGGAGGGCAAAAGAUACUGCCGUUUAUCUCUUUUCUUCUGUGGCAGUAAAAGGAACAGUGACCGCCUCGGGUGCGUCUGCGACUAACAUGCUGCUUGACGUUGUUGGUUUCUUUUCGCAAAACAUUGCACCUGAUUUGGUUGCCAGUGAUACCCACGCGAUUUUGAAAGUCGAUGCCAUCAAGUUUAUCCAUACAUUCCGAAACCAGCUGACCAAAGCGCAACUGACGGAGGCGUUCCCGGUUCUGUCGAGCAUGUUUUUGGCACAGGAUUAUGUGGUAUAUACAUACGCUGCGAUCACGAUUGAGCGAAUUUUGUCAAUCAAGCAGUCUGGACAAAACAAUGUUCUUCUGUUUGAUAAAGACGAUGUUGCACCAGUUGCUGAGCAGCUUUUGACCAACCUUUUCAGGCUGAUUGAGAAGGGCCAGACCCCCGAAAAGUUGGCGGAGAAUGAGUUUUUGAUGAUGUGUUUGAUGAGAGUGGUAUUGACGGCAAGAGAGUCAAUUGCUCCUUAUUCGGAGAUGAUCAUGCAGCAUCUUGUCGGAAUAAUCACCGAGACAAGCAAAAACCCUUCGAAUCCAAAGUUUACACAUUACAUGUUUGAGACGGUUGGAGCAGUGCUUCGCUAUGCGGCUCCGACUAAGCCCCCGGGAACAUUCGACUCUGUUCUGUUGCCGGUGUUUAUGGGAAUUUUGGGUCAGGACGUUACAGAAUUCAUGCAGUAUGUGUUCCAGCUGUUGUCCCAGCUGCUCGAUGUGGCUCCGACCAAUGCACCUUUCCCGGAUGGAAUCGCGCCACUUGUUCGCCCAAUUUUGUCACCGUCGCUAUGGGAGACCAAGGGAAACGUUCCGGCGCUCACACACCUGCUGAUUUCUAUUCUUGCCCGAAAUCCCGAGCUGUUCGUGCAACAGAGCUUGAUCGAGCCACUUCUUGGAGUUUUCCAGAAGUUGAUUGCUGCUAAAGCCAAUGAUCAUUAUGGAUUUGAGCUUCUCGAGAGUAUCCUAUAUAAUAUCCCGGUCUCUAACCUGCGAACGUACUUGCGCCAGAUUGCAUUAUUGAUCUUGCAGAGACUACAUUCGUCUCGAACAGAGAAGCUGGUUGUUCGUGUUUCUCAUCUAGUUUACUUCCUAUCGGCUACUACCAACCCCGCAAAGGAGCUAGGCCCCGAUUUUGCAGUCAGUCUAUUAGACGAGGCGCAGCCAGGAAUUUUCAGUGACAUCUUUGAUGCGUUUGUGGUGCCGGCGACGCCAAAAUUGCAUUCGGCGGUCGAUAAGAAGAUUGCGGUAGUCGGUCUCACGAGAAUCUUAUUCGAGUCUGCCAAGUUCAACUCACAAUAUGGAGCAAAGUGGGCACGAGGUGCGGAGAUGCUUACCACUACGCUGCUCUCGGGAAGUUUGGUUGGCGUGUUUGACGGGCCAGUGAUUACUGAGGCUACGAUCGACCCGGUUGGAGAUGAAGAGGUUUCUUUCGGAAGUUCAUUCGCGCGACUUGCGACUGUUGCGGUGAAAGUAGUCGACCCUGCUCCGGAUGUGUCUGAUGCGAAGAAAUAUGCCGCCGCAGCUGUUCAGCGCGCGACCUCAGGUGGUGGAAGUGUAGCCCAGCCGAACUUGGGCAGCGUCACUCAGGAAGUGGGACAGUCUCUUACGCGGUUAGCGGGGAUGGCAUGAGUAUAGAUGGCGAUAGACCGCAGGAGAGAACGAUUAGCAUAAGAAUGAAGUCGAAAAGCGCGUGAACGAGAUAUUCUGUGAUGUAUGACGUUACGAUAUAGCUUCUAAGAGGAAUAUGAAUUGCAUUUACCUUAUAUUAA